GGAAGUGCAUCCGGAGUACAAACUGAGCCAAACCACAAUGCAGACCACCGCUGUGCAGACCCCUGAUGAACGACAGAGCAACAGGGAUUUUCUUCUGCACUUUAAGAAGUGAAGAGAUGUCAGGAGAGAGUGUGGUGAGCUCGGCAGCGCCAGCUGCUACAACAAGGACUACAUCCUUCAAGGGCUCCAGCCCGAGCUCUAAAUAUGUGAAAUUAAAUGUGGGCGGGGCUCUGUACUACACUACAAUGCAGACAUUGACUAAACAAGACACAAUGCUCAAAGCCAUGUUCAGUGGCAGGAUGGAAGUCCUGACCGACAGUGAAGGUUGGAUCUUAAUUGAUCGCUGUGGGAAACAUUUUGGAACAAUCCUAAACUACCUUAGAGACGGCGCAGUUCCACUUCCAGACAGCAGACGAGAAACUGAGGAACUGCUCGCAGAGGCAAAGUAUUACCUCGUCCAAGGCUUAGCCGAUGAAUGCACUGGUGCCCUGCAGAACAAGGAAACAUAUGAGCCCAUGUGUAAAGUGCCUCUGAUGACAUCAUCCAAGGAGGAGCAGAGGCUAAUUACAACAUCAAAUAAGCCUACUGUGAAGCUGCUGUAUAACAGAAGCAACAACAAGUAUUCAUAUACCAGCAAUUCAGACGACAACAUGCUGAAAAACAUUGAGCUGUUCGACAAGCUGUCGCUGCGCUUCAACGGCCGUGUUCUCUUCAUUAAAGAUGUGAUUGGAGAUGAGAUCUGCUGUUGGUCGUUCUACGGCCAGGGUCGUAAGAUUGCUGAAGUUUGCUGCACCUCAAUUGUUUACGCUACAGAAAAGAAGCAAACAAAGGUUGAGUUCCCUGAGGCGCGCAUCUAUGAGGAGACCCUCAACAUUCUCCUGUAUGAGUCUCACGAUGGCAGAGGUCCAGACAAUGCUCUGCUGGAGGCCACAGGGGGGGCUGCGGGACGAGCUAGUCAUCUAGACGAGGACGAGGAGCGAGAACGAAUUGAACGAGUUCGUAGGAUUCAUAUCAAACGACCUGAUGACCGCACACACCAUCACCAGUGACCCUCCUAGAUCGACCUGUCGGCCUGUGUCCCUGACCAGUUUUUUUUUCACCACGCUUGUGCCUUACAUCACCUAGCGCCUCUUUUUGAUCACUUCUCUCCCCCUCUUUAUUUUGACCAGCUCUCUUAAAAAGACUUCUAGGAGUACAGUCAUGCAACAGUGUGUAGUGCUGAUGUGCAGGUUUUUGUUGUGAUGUGGCAGGCUGUGGUGGUUGAGUCACAGUCACUCCUAUCACCGUUCUCUGCUGGUGUGCCGAAGUUUGUGUACAUGGAUGUGUACAGUUGUUUGUUCCAGUUCCAAUAUCAAUAGAUCAUGUGAAAACUACAUUUACAGAUCACUGUUUCCCCAACACUGAUAUU
Messenger RNA from Cynoglossus semilaevis (tongue sole), 1408 nucleotides. RefSeq names its product BTB/POZ domain-containing adapter for CUL3-mediated RhoA degradation protein 3-like. Gene Ontology annotation, biological process: protein ubiquitination; protein homooligomerization; proteasome-mediated ubiquitin-dependent protein catabolic process. Lineage: Eukaryota; Metazoa; Chordata; Actinopteri; Pleuronectiformes; Cynoglossidae. The record is from RefSeq and is a predicted model, not a curated record. The transcript has 7 exons. Gene Ontology annotation, cellular component: Cul3-RING ubiquitin ligase complex. Bases 66 to 1049 code for a protein of 327 amino acids. Gene Ontology annotation, molecular function: ubiquitin-protein transferase activity; protein binding.